AUGACUGCAAUCUCCGAGAUUGUCGUUCAGCGUGCUCAGAUAGAGACUCUUGAAGAGCUGAAAAUCUACAAAAAACAUUCCAUGUUCGACGUCGCUUCCGUUGAAUUGUGAGUUUUUCCGGAUGCAAUCGGUGGCCUAGAAAUAUUUAACUUUCAGCAGUUUUUGUAUCAGCUUUGAGGGUUCUGGAGAAGAAACGAAGUUCUGCGCGAGUGUGGGAUGCGAUGGUCCCUCCAUCAGUCUGUGGUCGAUCAGAACUGCUGCCGAUGGAGACGGAGCACGUGCUCAGAGAUGUUCAGAGACAAGAGUGUAAUUUGGAACGAGUUUGCGAGUUUGGACGAAUGGGGGAGAAUGCUCAGCGAACCGAUCGUCGUGGAGGUGAAAAUCUAAGUGGGAGCCUUCAAAAAACUCUUUUUGUCAUUCGCUGAGCCCGAUGAACAUCUCAGCGAUAUUGUCUUCCUUGUUGAGAGAAAGAAGGUGAACGCUGACAAACAGGUGCGCUUUUAUAAGUUAUUAACACUCUUUCUGAAGACGUCAACCUUUUAUUUCAGAUUCUCGCUCGAGCGUCAAAAAUUUUCCACGCAAUUUUCUACGGCAACUUCAAGGAGCAAAAUCAGUCGGAGAUCGUCCACGAGAAACUUACCGUCCGGAUUAAGCUCGAAAUAGUUCUUUUUUUCAGAACCGCACCAUCGUGGGUUCGCGCAUGA
This is a messenger RNA of Caenorhabditis sp. 36 PRJEB53466, 704 nucleotides long. NCBI's taxonomy places the organism in Eukaryota, Metazoa, Nematoda, Chromadorea, Rhabditida, Rhabditidae. The record is from the annotation of a GenBank genome assembly.